This is a messenger RNA of Oreochromis aureus, 9851 nucleotides long. Its product is annotated as thyroid hormone receptor alpha. Gene Ontology annotation, biological process: negative regulation of transcription by RNA polymerase II; thyroid hormone receptor signaling pathway; cell differentiation. Gene Ontology annotation, molecular function: zinc ion binding; nuclear receptor activity; RNA polymerase II cis-regulatory region sequence-specific DNA binding. The record is from RefSeq and is a predicted model, not a curated record. The transcript has 11 exons. NCBI's taxonomy places the organism in Eukaryota, Metazoa, Chordata, Actinopteri, Cichliformes, Cichlidae. The coding region runs from base 2695 to 3945 and encodes 416 amino acids.
GUACAUAUAAAUAGUUUCUACAGCCACUGCAAACAAAAUUCACCCUUUUGUGCUGCUUCACUUUUCCCAUUAACUGUUUGAGAGGCAAACUUGACUCUGUAGAAGUUCACAAGCAGUCGAGAAGACGGCCCGGUCCAUUUUAGCUUCCUGAGGAAGUACAGCCUUUGUUGGGCUUUCUUCACAAGGUGCGAUGUGUUCAGCCACCAGGUCAGGUCAGAUGUUAUGUGGACACCCAGAAACUUGAUGUUGUCCACAUGCUCUAUUCCUGCAAUCCACAAUGGCCUCCUUGUUCUUGCUGGUGUUCAGGACGAGGAUGUUGUCUAAGCACCACUGUGUCAGGUGUUGGAUCUCCUUUCUAUAGUCAGUCUCAUCAUUGUCUCGCAAACUUCACAACUGUGUUAGUGAAAUGAAUGGGAGAACAAUUGCGAGUAAAGACAUUGAAUAAGGCCGGGCUGAGCACACAGCCCUCUGGGGUGCUCGUCUUCAGGACCAGUGUGGAAGAUGUCCAGCUCCCCAUUCUUACCGCCCGAGGCCUGAUGGAGAGGAAGUCUCUGAUCCAGUAGCGCAGCGAAGUCGACAGACCCAGGUUAUGAAGCUUCAGAGCCAGCUUAUUCAGGAUCACAGUGUUGAAAACAGAGAAGAAGUCAACAAACAGCAUCCUAACAUAAGAGUUGUGAUGUUCCAGGUGGGUCAGAGCUUACAUCCUGUGUUGAACUUUCCACCUGUAUGCAAGCUGAUGUCUGUCCAGACCAACAUGGAUGCGCUUGGUCCUUGAUGUGCUUCUGAACGAUCCUCUCACAGCACUUCAUAAUUGCUGAAGUCAGGGCCACAGGACUAUAAUCACUGAGGCAAGAGACAAUCUUUUGGGUACAGAGGAUUUAAGGCAGACAGGUUGAAGAUGUCCAGAAAAACUUCUGCCAGUUAGUCAGGGCACGCCUUCAGAGUCCUGCCUGACAGCUAACACGAGAGUGAGUUUAAAUGUUUUGUUAAUAAAAACAUCCCCGUCUGAUUCUGCAUUAUAUAACCCUCCGGGGCUGCAUGUUCACAUCCGUCCGCUAGAGGGUGCUGCGGGCCCUCAUUGUAGAGCCACCCUCGUAGGCUCCUGACCCGCGUUCACCCGUACUGUACAGGCAUGGGGGAGGACCGAGCAUAGAGAACUAGUAAACGCUGUGGAGUUCCCUGUGCACACCGUGGCCAUGACUUUGACAGUACCGGCUAGCGGACGUUGCUCUCCCGUCUCCAGGCACCUGAAAGCGGACCGGUAGAGGAGGCUACACCGGAGGGAGAGGCAUUAGCUGACGCCGGCUCGAGUCGAUUUUCUGUGAAGGAAGACGCUUUGCCACAUGAUGUUUUCCAGUAAAUAUGUUGGUGAAGAAAGCCGGCCUCCAUCUUCAUAGCAGCAGGCGAAGCCCCUAAAUGACCCUAUCUACUCUGAAUGAGAGGGCAAGAUUCGACUUGUUUCAGACUCUGGCAAACCACCAGCAUUCUUUACCAGUAUAGAAGAUUAGACUUGACAGCACAGUUUUACCUCCUGUCAUUGGUUCCAGUCAGAGAAAACCACAUCUGCUUUCUACCUCGAAGGGAAAUAGAAAAGGAAGAAACAUCCAUUUACUUUCCACGAUUAGUUUCUCAUCUUCUUUUCAUUGCAACGUUUUACCAUUUUUACCUCAGGGAUCCUCUCCCACUGUCUACCUCCACCACCCAAACAGCCAGCCCGGUGACUGGAACACGGAGCAAAAAUACACCCGUGACCUGCCACUGUUGUUACCGUGACAACCAGUAUUGCCUCUCAAGAUCUCCUCAGUGCAACCGUGACGUGAGCAAAGACCUUUGACCUGUAACCACCCGCCAGCCCUUACCUGUUCACUGCCUAAAUAGAAGCGAUCAACACAAACCUGGUCUGCUUAUUACCUAAAGGAAAACCCUCAUUAACCUCAUACUUUCUACUCCAGGCAGACAACUGUAUACCUCAAACACAACUUCUGGAUAGUCAGGAAACAGAAGUAAACUUUCAGUCACGACUCACUAUCCUGGUGCUUUAAUCUACCCAGCAGGCAACACACGCUCACUAACCUGAUGCUUCAAGCCACGCAGUAGACUUCUCACUCUGGAAUCUUCCAAUUGCCUUAAAGGCACGAGUAUAGCAACAGUAGCCAGGUACUUGCACAAAACAUCAGUUCAUCUGAUCCUCAGCAAAGUCACAUCAUACACAAGCCUCAAGAUCUGAGCAGUAGCAGAAAUCAGCAAUCGCCCAGGGGACCCCUUUGGAAGUACCCCCAUCGCCUUGAGUUUGGACGUCUCUUUGGGACACCUGCGGAGUAGUGAAGCUACCCCAGGAAGAGCAGAAAGUAUUGGGAGCCUCAUGUUCUGUUACUACUCUGCGGGAGGAUGCAAAAAAUAAAGAACUGACUGUCAGAUUUAACAGAGAGUGUUAUAUGCCCGAACGACGUAAAGACAGAACAGAUCUGUAUGGCGUGACAGUGAAGAAUAAAAGAAGGAAACAAAACAAGCUUCUCCUACAGAUGAGAAUAUAAUGCUUUCUGCUCCGCCCACUGCGCUCCUCCCAGCCAACCGCUGCCUACAGUCUGGGAUGGUUAGCUACUGAGCGGGCUGCCAGUGAACGCUGAGCAGGCUGGCGAGCUCAGCAUCUGCCUCGCUGUCCUGUGAUUGGCUGCUGGAUGGGACUGAGGCCGAAUGGAGCCAAUGUCCAACAAGCAGGAUAGCAACUCAUCUGAGGGAGAUGAGAAAGGGUGGCCAGAUGUGCCGAAAAGAAAGAGAAAGAACAGCCAGUGCUCAGUGAAGAGCAUGUCCGCUCUUAGCGUCUCUGUUCCAGGGUACAUCCCCAGCUACCUGGAGAAGGACGAGCCGUGUGUAGUGUGUGGGGACAAGGCGACUGGGUACCACUACCGCUGCAUCACGUGUGAGGGCUGCAAGGGUUUUUUCCGCCGGACCAUCCAGAAGAACCUCCAUCCGUCCUACUCCUGUAAAUAUGAAGGUUGCUGCAUCAUCGACAAGAUCACGCGCAACCAGUGCCAGCUGUGCCGCUUUAAGAAAUGCAUCUCUGUGGGCAUGGCCAUGGACUUGGUGUUGGAUGACUCAAAGCGCGUGGCCAAGCGCCGUCUGAUCGAGGAGAACCGCGAGAAGAGGAAGAAAGAGGAAAUGAUGCGGAUGCUACAGACGAGGCCAGAGCCAGACACCGCAGAGUGGGAGCUGAUCAGGAUGGUGACCGAAGCCCACCGGCACACCAACGCCCAGGGCUCCAGCUGGAAACAGAAGCGCAAAUUCCUGCCCGAUGAUAUUGGCCAGGGUCCUAUGGUGCCCACUUCAGAUGGAGAUAAGGUGGAUCUGGAAGCCUUCAGCGAGUUCACCAAGAUAAUGACCCCUGCCAUCACUCGCGUCGUCGACUUUGCCAAAAAACUGCCCAUGUUUUCAGAGCUGCCUUGUGAGGACCAGAUCAUCUUGCUGAAAGGCUGCUGCAUGGAGAUCAUGUCGCUGCGUGCUGCUGUGCGCUACGAUCCCGACAGCGAGACUCUUACUCUAAACGGCGAGAUGGCCGUGAAACGCGAGCAGCUGAAGAACGGCGGGCUGGGCGUGGUGUCGGACGCCAUCUUUGAUCUGGGCAAGAGUCUAGCACAAUUUAAUCUGGACGACUCGGAGGUGGCACUGAUGCAGGCGGUGCUGCUCAUGAGCUCAGACCGUUCAGGGCUGACCAGCAUGGAGAAGAUUGAGCAGUGCCAAGAGGCUUACCUUCUGGCGUUCGAGCACUAUAUAAACUACCGCAAGCACAACAUUCCCCACUUUUGGCCCAAGCUGCUGAUGAAGGUGACAGACCUGCGCAUGAUCGGGGCUUGCCACGCCAGCCGUUUCCUUCACAUGAAGGUUGAGUGUCCCAAUGAACUGUUUCCCCCGCUCUUCCUGGAGGUGUUCGAGGACCAGGAAGUGUAACUGUACAUCACCCUCAGAAAGAACACUUUUGUGGUGGCUUUGGGAGGAGUGGAAGUUUGGCUGAAGGACAAGCGAGGACGAAAAACUGGAUUUUUUUUCUCUUCAAGGAGAACACACUCUGUAAAUUUCUUUUGUUGCCCCUUUGUGUGUGUUCUUUUGUUUCGUUUUGUUUUUUUGAUUUGUCAAGCAACUACAACAUCCGCCACCAGCAAGCACACAUCAAUAUUAUCAGAGGAAUGCAACCAGUCUCACUAGGCACACACACAAAGUACAAGCAGUGUAAAUACUUAUAUAGCUAUUCACACAUUCAUACACCAUAAAAAGUGUAUUUAUAUGCAAACAAUUGCAUUGCCUCUUUUUGCACCCCCAUGGAUACACAGCUGUACUGUUCCUGCGACUAAUGCAAACUGAGGGGCUUGGUUACGUUUCUACUAGCUGCACAGCCACCCAUCACCUCAGAUAAGUGCUUUUUUUGUUUUGUUUUGUUUUGUUUUAAUCUCUGGGACCUGAUCAUAAGCUUCUCUUUCAAUCCCUCACUUUCCUCACAUCUCCUUAACUGCAAAGGCAUCCUCUGUCCGCAGCCUAGCCCUCAACCUGCCAAGGCCCCGUGAGUCUUUGUUGACCUACCUCCCUCACGUACUGACCUCUCUCUCUCUCAUGUAUACACAGGCACAUGGUGUACAUGCACAAAAGACACCCCUACAAUAUUACCUCAAACAAUAUUACCUUUCUGAUUAGAAAACACAGAUUCAUGUAAUAUUUAGUCAAACCAUAUGCAAGCUACAUUGAGAAAACUUUGUAUGAAGCCCUUAUUUAUAUACAGAUAUAUCUUAUAACUGCAGACAUGAGAUGUUAUGGCUCAGUUUCCCAAGCAGGGAUUAAACCCAGUCUAAAAAAAACACUAAAAACUUUGUUUUCAGUUGAAAUCUUCAUUGAAUUUUCCUUCAAGUGUGGAACUGGGCUAAAUCCAUGUCUGGGACACUGAGCCCAUAGGUAUUAAAAACUGUAGUGCAUCAGAGGUUACAAGAUGUCAUGAACAUCACGGUGCUUUCUGUGAUCACUGAGUGUUUUGCUGUAGUGGAUUUGAUAUCCAUCAAUGUGCAGUAAAUUCUCUUUGUUUACUGACAUGGUUCGAUAUUCUUGGAAACAGGUUUACUUUCUUUCUUGCUGUGACUUAAAUAUAAAGUUUGACACCAUUCUCACGCAGUAUUUGAAGCUAACGCUAGCGACUGCUUAACAUAGCUUAGCAUCGUCACUGCCAGGUGAUGAAGGCUGUCCCAAUUCGAGGGCUGCUCCAAAUGCGGCCCACAAAUGCGUCCUCCUUUCCCCCAGAUUUGAAGGAUGGGUUGGGUGUAUCCUUCGUUGCCCAGCCUAUCCCAGGAUUCAUAGCGCGGCAGUGGCUGUGGAUGAUGUUUUUAUGUUUAGCCUAGUUGUUGUUGUUUGUUGGAAUGUUUAAAGCCAGAUGUUUUAUUAUUUCCUGUUUUGUGCUAAGUUAGUGUUUUUAUUGGCUGUAGUUUAUUUUUUAAAGGACAGAUUUGGAAAUUGUUAUUUUCACCAAAGUAAGAAAGCAAAGAAAGAAAUCCUGUUUCCCAGAAUAUCAGUCACUAUUACGUUAUUGCUUCUUCAGGAGUUAUAGGACAUGUUUUUAUCAUUUCCAUGUCAACAGUAGCAGCAAGGAGUUAUAAGCAGAUUUACUCUAAAACGUAUUUUUCAUUCAUGAUCUAGCAAAAUAAAAAAUUAAAAUAAUACUUUUUUUUAUUGUUCAUUGGAUUCAGUGGAUUUGGAUCAUCUUUACCUCCAUUAUACCCUAACUGUGCUUAAAGUAUGAAAGGCUAAUGGCCAGCUCUAGCACCGUUCCUCAUUGAGAGCCUACAGAAAGCACUGAUUUAGUCGUGGCAUCUUAAACAUCCAGGAAGAGAAAAGCUGAUUGCGACGUUGUUUUUCUACUAACUAUAGCAUACACAGGACGUCUGCUUAUAUUUAUACACAGCUGGAAUACCUCUCCAACACAUACCUCCUGUUGUCUUUACCUCACAUACUCAUAUGCAUAUUAAACACCUAUUUAGUUAUUAUCACAUGUAUUACCUCAGUUGUUUUGUGAUCAGCACUUCCUCCUCCCUAGUCGUGCACACUUCCUGUGUCUGUGAGUCGGUGUUUGAGUAUCCCAUUGGAUCCCCCUGCACUAUGGUCCGCCCCCUCAGCUUCCCACUGAUUUGUGUUAGGUUCAGCACUAGCACAUGGUGGUGGUUGUGGAAACCUCUUCAGGCUUCUCCCCAUCGCCUGCACCCAUUUCAAGUCCCGCCUGAAACUGGCAGAUUCUACCUCACCUCUCAUUUAAAAGGAGCUAGCCCUCUGCCUGCAGCGCAUACACAUAAACAUGCACAGAGAUAUAAAUAUACAGAUAUAUGUACUGAGAGUGCACAAAGGACUUGCAAGCAUGGACCCAGUGAGUGUCUUUUAUAUGGGCCACAGAUCAACAGCUGAAAUUCAGUUCCCCCCCUUUUUUUCAGACUUUAUCACACAAAAUUUGGGACCAAGAGUCAUUUUGAAUUUUUAUUUAAGAACCUAAAGUGACAACACUGCAGAUAUGAAUCUGUGAAUCUGGAUCUGUGUGCCGAUUGAACUUGGAAGAAGCUGUCAGGACACGGGGACAGCUGGAAACUGGCACCCCAGUUGAAUUUUAGCCCUGUCGGGUCAGCCCAAGAGACUCUUGUGGGUGGUGACUGGAAGGUAAAUGAACAGCAACUGAGUCAGCAGCAUCCGCCUGAGGAUAUGACUUUUUGUCCUGGCCGAAGCGAGGGAAACGGCGAAUGUGUGACCGUUGCAGUUUGACGCAGUUCAGGCCACCAGCAAACAUACGCAGACACGGGCCGAGCGAUGCGUCCCUGAAUUCUUCCCUCGCCAUCGCAGCAUAAAUGGAAAAGACUGGCCCAGAAAUUUACAACAUGAAUUUGACAUUGCUGAGACGAUCUCCACCAACCAUAUCCCGCACUGCCAUCCUCUAUAAAUGAUUAUCAGGUUUUUUUUUCUGUUGCACUAAAACCAUGCCUGUAUUCUUCAGCAGCCCUUAACUCCUUUCCUUUAUGACCUCUCCUAAACCUUUCCCUUUCCUGCUAGUCUGUAGCAUUCCCAAUAUCCUCCCUGAUUAUCUUAUAUAACCAACAAGGACUGUGAUGCGGCGCUGCCACUCUCAGUGUUACCAAUCUAUGUUGCAGGGUAUUUAAAUAGAACGUGCUUAUACAGGGAUACAAUUGCACACACACACACGGCAAUAGGAUGAUUGAGCUGUACAAGUUCAGAGCGGCCGUCUCCAGACCUGCUGUGUUUGUACUGCACUCACUAUCACUGUGAAUGAAAGCCACGCUGCAACCGGGCUAAGGCUCAGACAGGGUACUGCUGGCUUUCUAAUUCACACAUGUAAAUGUGCCUCACAGAGGUUGGUAGUACAAAUAUACACAAUAUAGGAGCAAAUAUUUAUACACAGACACAAUACAGUUAUUGUAUGUGGCAUUCGAGCUAUCAGUGGGUGAGUUUAUGCUGCCAGUUCCAAUCAGAUCAUGAAUCUGUCUGACCGCUCAUGUAGCACAGGUAUCAAUGUCUGUAAUGUUAAUACAGUUGUUUUUAAUACUUUGGACCUGAUGUACGUUUUCUUAUAUUCUGUAACUGUAACUUUAAACAGAGAAGUUUCAGAUAAUGAGUUCAGCGUAUGUACAAAUAAUCCUGCGAGUCAGAAGUCUUAAUAUGCUCAUCCCAGAAAAACAGCAAGUUGUUUAUCGGGAGGGAAGGAGAGCGUAGAAUCGCUUGUUUCAGGCAGUGGAUGAACUAAAGUGUUACACCGAGCAAAGGACGUUUUUUAAACCAGCUAACGUAAUAAAGAAACAGAGCUUUAAAUAAGCAUAACAGGGUAAUGUAAUUGACAUAUGAUUUGCAGUAAAUACAUUAAAAGGUUACCAUAUUAGUUGGCCAUCUGUAACAUCUGCUAAUCACCAACGUUCAGCUUCAAAGUGAUGCACUUCCUGUGUGGAUGCAUACAUAUAAUUUUUAUAGAUGCCUUGUGGAGAUCAUCAACUCAUGGCUGACUUGCUUUUUGCAAACCUCUUGGUGAAUCCCCCCCGAGUUUGAGACUGAGGUCAGCUUUGUGAUUUAGAUUGGAGCUGGCAGCAUGGUCUCUCUGUUUCUCUCUUUCUCUCACCCUCUCUCUCUCUUUCUCAGCCAAAUGAUCACUGGGGAAAUCCUCUUCCUGUCCUUUAAAAAGAGAAAAAAAACACAGCACACCAGCACCACAGAGCACACUGCCUUCAGCCGUGAUCAGCUGCACCAGCAUAGUGGAGAGACAGCAACCAUCCUUCUCACCUUCCACAGUCAUCAUCACAUAGCAGACAUGUCCAGGUCGCUCUUUAAGUCUGAUCUCAGUGGUUGGAAUUUUAAACUCUAAUGAGAAGUAGCUGCACAGGACGGUACCUUCAUUUGUUGUCUUGAUCGUCAUAGUGACCAAGUAUCCAAGCAUGUUUUCUGCAUGACAGCUCUGUUACUAAUAGCAUGGAGUGUCUUUUCUAACUUUUUUGGCUUCAUAAUCUCCAAGCAGUGCUUCAGUGACGAGACAAAAAACCAAAAAAUCAUUUUACAUUAAGAAAUCAGAAUAAAAGAACUGAUUUGUUCUGUCUGCUUGGACAUGGCUCGAGUAUUUGGUGCACUCAUGCAGGCGAGGCAGAAUGGAAAAUUCUUUCACCUGUGCGAGCCAUAGAGUCUAAAACACGUGUUCUUGUGGCAGUGUAGCAUUGUUUGACAUAAUUGAGGCCACUCAGAGGUAGGCUACCUCCGUCCGCUUCAUGUCCCAACGUCCCAGUCAAGCUGUAGAAUAACAGUCUCCAUGUUUUCCACACCAUCACCACAGUUUGCUUUCUGUGUCUGCCUCUGAGAUCAAAGGAAGGGUUAUAUUACGUUUACAAUCAACUCAAAUGUGAACUUGAUGCUAAGCUCUGCAGCUGCAGCCUGGCACAAAACUAACAAAUACUACUGUUUUUAUUACUUACCCAGGGAAAAGAUCCGUAAGCCAACAUCAUUGCUCUCAUCCUCACAUCCACCUUUCCCCAUCCUUCCAUCUCCAACCCCCCGGGUGUUUCCUCCGUAUGCCUCUCCUUCCUUUCCCACACACUCUCCCAGAAACCUGCUACGGCUCAUGCUAGCACUCUCUGGUGGAGAAAGACGACAAUCCCUGCAGGAAUAUGUCCACACGUGGAAUGUAAAAUACUGAAAUUGUAUAAUUAAAGACACGGUGUGAAGUCCCACACUCAUGUUGCUUUCGAUGUUGUUGAUGUUGCUUUUGUUGUGCACCAAGUGUUCGUCGUUCUGCUUUUUCUUGGGCCGUUGAGCUUUGGAGGUGGACAUGAACCACGUCCUGUGACAGACUGCUACUGAUGAGUCCUUUUAAGAAAAAACUAGUAUGUUUAUGAAAGAACUGUGUGAUGACUGAAAACGUUUGAGUGAUUUAAAGGAAGGGAUGAAGUGAAUGUUUUGGGUAUAGAGGAAUUUUUUAAUUUUUGUUUUUUUAAUGAUACUUUUGUCUUUAUUUGCAUCUGAUUUUUCUUGGUAAGUGAAUGUCUAUCUGUGUUGAUGCUUUACUGUGAGAAUAUGGCUGUAUAUGCACUUUCACAUCAUCAUUGGUGCAGUGGUAGCUAGUGCUCAGACAUCACCCAUGGGUCGGGUUCAGCUCAUCUUCAGUUUAGCCAACUGAAAAAGAAGCCAUAUUAAUAAAUACAAUUGAAACUUCUUGGAACAGGCGAUUGCAUUUUGGCACCAUAGUUGGCUGUAUCUAGCAGCUGUACUGCUUGCACUGUAAUACACACUGCUGUAUAAGAAUGAAUGAAUUGCAUUAUUCAAAAAUAUACGUUUAGUGUGAUAAGCUA